AUGACGACUAUGCUGGCACAACAAUGGGAGUCGCAGCCGGAGCUGCGACGCCUUGCACAGAAACUUCAGCUAGUUCAACUUACGGGGCCGAACAUCAACAGAGAUGUGCUGGUGCAAAAUGAGCUGGUGCUUACACCAGCUCUUCAACAGUUGGGGAUGCGGCCAAGCGUGCAGACAGCGAUGGUCCAUGUGAAGUCGCUCUAUGAUUUAAUGGGCCUGGAUGUCAAUGGCGCUCUGAUUUACACCCAGGGCUGGGCCUUGCGCCGCAUGGUCAGCCUGUUCAAUGGCAUAGUCCGUCGGGGACACACUCCUCGCGAGCCCGCAGUGCAAAGGAUGAUGGUUGCAGUUGGGUUGACCAUUGAACAGCAUGGCUCAGAGGGCACUUCAGACAAUGAUUCGAUGUCAGAUGAAUGUGAAAGUAUGGAGUCUGAAGCCCCAACGGAUGAUGGGGAAGUAGUCGAUGGUGAUGAUGAUGUUCACGAUGUGGAAAUGAGCCGCUAG
Messenger RNA from Symbiodinium pilosum, 501 nucleotides. Lineage: Eukaryota; Dinophyceae; Suessiales; Symbiodiniaceae. The record is from the annotation of a GenBank genome assembly.